Messenger RNA from Fonsecaea multimorphosa CBS 102226, 2088 nucleotides. RefSeq lists its product as uncharacterized. The record is from RefSeq and is a predicted model, not a curated record. Lineage: Eukaryota; Fungi; Ascomycota; Eurotiomycetes; Chaetothyriales; Herpotrichiellaceae. Bases 1 to 2088 code for a protein of 695 amino acids. The transcript is spliced from 3 exons.
AUGGCCACUCUACAUCCAGGCCUGCCCGGGCCUGCCUCAGUAGCUCCAAAUACGCAGAAUGAUUCCCUCCAAAGUGAGCAGCAAGAGCAAGACGAAAAGGCCUUCUGGAAAACCCGGAUGCGAAAAGGCUUGCGCUUAAUGGCAGCUCAUGCAGUCCGAGCCGACAUAUCCACCGCUGCAGCCAGAAGCCCUCUUUUCGUCAGAGGCUUCGAGAACGCUCCUAACGAUGGAGCUUUGAUUCUCCCAGACUCUCAACUGUCGACAGUCCCUGAAGACCAGACGGAUCGCUUCUUCAGCUUGCUGACGAAGUAUAAAGACUCUGAUGCAAAUGUUUUGAUUCCGAUCGACUUCAAGUCCUUCGACUAUUCCAUCGAUGUGGUACAAGACGCUUUCAGUUAUGGCUACCGCACCAUGAAGAAUUUCAGAGGCCAGGUGAUCUUGACUGCGCAGCAAGUCAAAGACUGUCAAGCACUUGUCAUCAGCGGUAUGAACGAUCCAGACUGGGUUGCUUUCAUUCCACGGUACUAUUACAGCAAAGUCGCACAUGCCGGCAGAGGGGAAGGCCAGAGACUAUUCAGAAGUCUUGUCCCAGUAGCUAUGGCAAGAUUCAGCCCACUACCACCACUUCUUGCUCCCUUCGUGAUGCACAAAAACAACCUCCCUGAGGCGUUCGAAAAUAUGGUGACACACCUUCAAAAUCCAGGAAUCAGAUUGCGAAACCCAUACUCUGGAAUCGAGUAUCUGCGAGAAGGAGUCGCAGUCGAGCCGCAGCCUUUUAGCGUUAUCUCACGCGUGAACGAUCCCGAACUAGAUCUGCGCUACAAGAUCUGGAAAGCAUUUGACGACGUCGCUCGUACAGGCUCAGGCACGCCGGAGUUCUUGGCCCGAAAUCCUCUCUGCUGUCCCAUCACGGCCAAUCUACGCCUCGACCACGUCAACGGAACUUCGAUUUUCGUCGAGAUCAAGCGGCAGCAUGCACGCGUCUCUGAGGAUGGCACAACCUUCCAGUAUAUGCAGUAUGGUCAAGGUCUUGCUGGUGGGGGUAUUUUUACCUUCGAGGCCACAUGGGACUAUCUUCUAACCAUGGUUGACGACAAAGAGGGAUAUUUGAUCCGCAAGGAGAGCAUUCCGACUAGCUUCUGGCACCAAGAUCCCGGAUUGAAAGGCUGGAUGACACACAAAUUCCCUGAUGCGUCAUUUUUGAAUCGUCGCCGAGUGCUUCUGUACGGGACCUCUGCCGCUAUCGUGGAAAACAUCGCUCGCAUCAUCACAUACACGAGUGCCGAAUCUGCAGACGACAGUCUUAUCAUUCAGAAUUCAGGCCAAGCGGGAGCUGGUCCGUCAAAACUUGGCGGGGGUGGCGGCAGAACAAGUAUGGGCGGUACGUUCACAUCUGUUGCAGGGGACGAUCGUUCUGGCCUGGCUGGACAUUUGGAUGCCAAUCAAGACGCUACACUAUUUCUCCCUCUUAUGAGGGAAUGCAGACGCAUGGGAAAGGGUUGCAUGAUCGAUCUCGGCAAAUUUCAUCCGUUCGGCAGAAUGGCCAUGAUCAAAUACGAUUGGUCUGAGGAAGAGAAAGAAUGCUACGACCGGACUGGAAAACCGCCUUGCUGGGCUGGUAUGCUGCCCUCUGCGACACCAAUGGUCACCCUAUGUAGCCAAUGGAACAGCUGGAGAUCAGGCUAUGCACCAGUCGAGGGAACUGUUGCACAAGUUGAACUUUAUCGCACCGCACACCCAUGCCUUGUAGCAUGCUCUGCCCUUCCCACGGAACUAGCUCACAUGGCCGUGCAGCAAUGGAUUGUUCCAUCAGAGUUUAUGCCGAUGAUUCAAAUCGGGGACCUGAUAGGGGAAGGUAGGAGAGCUCCCCUGAUCCUGAAGGGACAACACGAUAUCGAAGAGUUCAUAGUGACACAAGGGUCGCUGCAUGCUACGGUUUACGAGUUCUUCAGUGGCAAAGACACCAUACACAUUGGCUUUCACCAAGUUCCUGUGAAGCCACGAGCCUACCUCAAAACCAUUCGAGAUUACAAAACCGUGGGAGAGCAGAAGUUCGAGGUCUGUGGUAAGGUGGAUGACACGAAUUGA